AUGACAAUCAGGGCAUUAGAGAAGGUCUCCGUUGGACAGAACGGCAUCGGUGCCUUCAUUUUGCAAUGCAAGAAGAUAGACGUCCAUUAUUGCGACCAUUCCGGAAGCUCCAGAGGAAUGAACUCUUUCAUUAAAUCACAACUGUCGAAGUUCGCUUCCUCUCACCCCCAGAUCGAAUUCACUGUAGCUCCUCGGCCGCAUAAACACCCCGUACUUAUCGGCCACUACAUUAAUGGAAAGCAAAAAUCCGUAUGUGUCAAAAAUAUGGACCCGCUCCAAAUACUAAAGAAGGUGGAAUUAUUACGAGAUGCAAGCGGGGAGAAGAUUAAGAAGGUCAACAAACCAAUCACGAGUAUCAAUGAGAGUGUGAGAGGAGUAUGGAGUCCUUACCAUGGCAACGGCAUGCCAGUAUAA
Annulohypoxylon maeteangense is the source of this 414-nucleotide messenger RNA. Its product is annotated as thioredoxin-like protein. Gene Ontology annotation, biological process: mitochondrial translation. The record is from RefSeq and is a predicted model, not a curated record. Gene Ontology annotation, molecular function: structural constituent of ribosome. The transcript has 3 exons. Bases 1 to 414 code for a protein of 137 amino acids. Gene Ontology annotation, cellular component: mitochondrial large ribosomal subunit. NCBI's taxonomy places the organism in Eukaryota, Fungi, Ascomycota, Sordariomycetes, Xylariales, Hypoxylaceae.